Molecule: messenger RNA, 1623 nt
Organism: Ylistrum balloti
Lineage: Eukaryota; Metazoa; Mollusca; Bivalvia; Pectinida; Pectinidae
Product: beta,beta-carotene 15,15'-dioxygenase-like
Exons: 2
Coding region: 1-1623 (540 amino acids)
Biological process (GO): carotene catabolic process; retinal metabolic process
Molecular function (GO): beta-carotene 15,15'-dioxygenase activity; carotenoid dioxygenase activity
Source: RefSeq, a predicted model, not a curated record
AUGAAAAUUUUAACGGCAGAGAUUACUGCGGACCCUGAUCCUGGAUUCGAUGUUUUCUUCAAAACGAAUCUAGCGGAGAUGGAAAAUGUUCCGAUAUAUUUUGACAAACCGAUUCCUACAUGGCUCAAAGGAACACUGAUCAGAAAUGGUCUCGGCAGGUUUGAAGUCGGAAAUCGGAGAUUUGUUCAUUCCUUUGACGCUUUUGGGAAACUUAGCAGCUGGAUUUUCCCCGGAAACGGUUCAGCAUUUUUCACCACAAAAUACCUCCAAUCGGACUUCUAUAAAGAUUCCGUUGACAAAAACGACAUUGCGAGUUAUCUGAUGUUUGAGAGUGUAGUUCCAGAAUUUAACGAGUUUCAAAAGUUGCAGGCUCUUGCGAGAGGAAUUGACAAUAUGAACGUAAAUGUUUACAAAUUCACUGACCAGGAACACGGUAAUAUCAGCCAGUACGUCGUUUUAAACGACUUCUGGAAACUCUACCAGAUAGAACCGUCUUCCCUUUCUACAAUGAAGUCUAUCACCGCAGCUGUUCCGAGUGGCAAACAUUCCGGAGGAUUCGCGUUUUUGAGCUUCCUGUCGUCUGCUCACCCACUUCCGGAAAGCGGUACGUCGAAUCAUUUUACAUUUGUAUCAAGCGUGAGUUUAAUUCCCGGAAUUAAAAGCAAGAUUAGCCUUAUCCGGAUAAAAUCAACAACAGAACGUGAAUCUGUCGCUGAGUGGGACGUCGACAAAGUACCGUAUAUGCACUCAUUUUCGGCGACGCCAAAUUACGUCAUAAUUUUUGCUGCUCCUUUUUAUAUUAACGUUGAAAAAAUCCUGCGCACUGCCGAACCAUUUGAGAGUCUGGAUUGGUUCGCAGACCAGGACACAACUGUUUAUGUCAUACAUAUCAAGACGGGAGAAGUAAAAACCAUGAGGAUUCCAAAUGUCUUUACCAUGCAUCAUAUCAACGCUUUUGAAGGAGCCGACUCGAAGAUUGUCGUAGAUGUUUCAGCUUACAAAAGCCCUGCUUUUGUUAAAAAUCUAGAAAUCGCAAUUUUACGGGACUCUAAAAGGCGGAAUAAUUUUGAUGCCCAUGCUAUGGUGAAACGUUAUGUCAUUGACAUUGAGAAUAACCACGUGACCGUUGCAACAUUUGAAACCAACGAAUCAAACGGUGUUCUAUGUGCGGACAAGCUGGAUCUACCAACAAUAAAUGAAGAAUAUCGUUAUCAAAACUACUGUUUUGUGUACGGCGUCGUACUAAAAUGGGACAACACCCGAUUAAGCCGUAUUGCUAUUGUUAAGAAGGAUCUCUGUGGACAAAACCGAGACCGCAUGUGGUUCGUACCUAACCAUUAUCCAGUAGAAUCCUGGUUCGUACCCUUCCCGUCAUACAAAUCGAAAGGUGAAGACAAUGGAUACCUCUUAGUUCCGGUUUUAGAUGGUAUCAAGAAAAGAUCCUAUCUCGCGUUUAUUGACGCAAGAACAAUGACCACGACUCACAUUGCUUAUCUUCCUAUCGCUAUCCCUUUCGGUCUUCAUGGACGAUUUUUUCCGGAAUUAGUCGAUGUUCCUGGCGAAACAAAGUUUAACGGCGCGACUAAACGGAAGAUUAAGUACAACUUGUUUAACGAAACAUGA